This is a messenger RNA of Arachis ipaensis, 1412 nucleotides long. Its product is annotated as protein DEFECTIVE IN MERISTEM SILENCING 3. NCBI's taxonomy places the organism in Eukaryota, Viridiplantae, Streptophyta, Magnoliopsida, Fabales, Fabaceae. The record is from RefSeq and is a predicted model, not a curated record.
UCUGUUUUGUCCUAGAUAAACAAAGGUAGGUACAACAGUUGUGUAGAAUUACGAAAGUACCACUUCAGUGCAUAAGUGAGCGUGCAACAGAGUUAGCGUAUCUAAUUUUGGUCCUCUCUCUCACUGCGCUUCCCUUCGCUCUAAUGUCUAAGCUAAACCAAAAUGAUGCUAAUCAUGAGAGCAUUAAGAAUGAGAUAAAGAAACAUGAAGAUAACCUUAAAUUCCUUAAUUCUCAAUCAAAUCGACUAGCCGAAUCAAUACUUGACUUACAAGUGAGUCUUGGAAGGUACCAUUCGUGUAGUGUAAUUACACCAGACAAUGAAAGUGGUUCAUCUAAUACCGAGGACGAUACAGCAGAACAGAUAUUGAAGAAAGAGAAUUCAGCUGCUGGCAUAUUCUGUUGGCUGAAAGCCAAUGCUCAGACAUCGAAUUUGGCUUUGGAAAAGGAUGCUGUGGGAGUUGUGGCAACCCUUGCCAGGGUUGAGAGCGAUGAACUUAGCAGGAUCCUCUCUGAGUAUUUGGGAUUGCAGACCAUGCUUGCAAUUGUCUGCAGUACUAAUGAAGGUGUUAAUGCAUUGGAGAAGUACAACCCUGAAGGCACAAUAAACUGUAAUGCAGGCUUACAUGGAAUUGGAUCUUCAAUUAAAAGGAAAGUAAAUGGCCGAUUUGCUGUCAUAUGUCUUGAAGCUUUCAGACCAUAUGUUGGAGGUUUUGUAGCCAAUGAUCCACAAAAGAAGUUGGCUAUUCCAAAGCCAAGAUUUCCAAACGAGGAGUGCCCGGCUGGGUUCAUUGAUUAUGCAGUGAACAUGCUCUAUUUAGAGUCCAAUAACUUAUCUUUUGUUACUUCUAGUGGUCACGGUCUUAGAGAGACACUAUUUUAUGGCCUUCUCUCUGGCCUACAAGUAUACAGAACCCGAAAUGAAAUGAUGUCUGCUCUCCCAUGCAUUGAUGAAGGAGCUGUGUCAUUAGAUGGUGGAAUGAUCAAGAAAAAUGGAAUGUUUGUUCUUGGUAGUAGGAAAGAUGUAGAAGUGAAGUUUGGUAUAGUUUCGGGAAGAAGUGGUGUGGUUCCUCCAAAUUAUAGUCAAGCUGAAGAAGUGGUGAGGAGGCUGAAAUGGGAAAGCACCAAGCUUGCUGAAGACAUACAAAGAGAGCAGCAACUAUUGGACCAUUUGAAGGCAAAGUCCGCAGACAAAGUAGCUUGAAAAACUCUUGUUUAUUACAUAGAGCUGUUUAUUUGAGCUACGUGGUUGCAUAUAACCACAUCCAGUUGUGUGUGCAUUAGCAGUUAAGUUUACCGCAUGAUGAUUUUGUAUUUAGAUUCUCUUUUUGAAGUUGUACUAACAUUUGCUAAUGAACCAACACCUGACUUCUUACCAUGUCCAGUGUUCAUUAAUUAUACACUUAUCCUCCAA